Molecule: messenger RNA, 4091 nt
Organism: Drosophila rhopaloa
Lineage: Eukaryota; Metazoa; Arthropoda; Insecta; Diptera; Drosophilidae
Gene: msl-1
Product: protein male-specific lethal-1
Exons: 2
Coding region: 360-3668 (1102 amino acids)
Cellular component (GO): MSL complex
Source: RefSeq, a predicted model, not a curated record
AAGAGCAUUUUUCGGGGCGAGUUUACAUUUUGCGGAUAAUUGUGGAAAAAGCGGUGAAAGAACGUGCAAACACAAAACCAAAAAUCGCUGCCUAAAUGUGGUCACUACGUGUGAUAAGAACGUCACGUUUAAAAAGCUGAACCUUUCAUUUCUGGGCAAAAAAAGAGCGGUUUUCUGCGAGGGCGAGCAAAGAAAAUUAAGUGUGGUGGGAAUCGGAAUCGGGAUUCUACGCAUUGUACGGCGUAUCAGCUGAAGAAGAGAUUGUGUGCACCUCAAGCAAACAAAACCAAAACAAAACAAAACCGUUUGGAGAACUAUGAGAUCCUAGGGCUCACCGCGCCGAAUUCAAUUCGACCGCCAUGGACAAGCGAUUCAAGUGGCCGCUCAAACAGCGGGCCAACUACUCUGAGUCGCCCUAUCACCACAAUCCGUCGCGUGGCUACCAGAGGCAUCUGCACGGCCAUCUCAAUCAGUCGCAGCACACGCAUCCCGGCAAGAGUUAUGCGCGCCAGCAUCACGGCUAUAGCCAUGGCGGCCAUGGCGGGGGCGCCAAUAGCUACCGCAAGCCACUGGCGCCUCCGCCGCCGCCCCCCUCUGUUCACGUGGGGGGUGGAGCCAUGCCGCCACCUUCUUCCGGCGGGUCAGUGGGUGCCGGCGCCGAUAUGGUCACCCUGAUCGUGGAGAACAACAACCUGAAGCGCAUGAUUGUGCUGCAUUUGAAACUGAUGCAGGAGCAAACGGAUAGCCUGGCGGCCAAGGACAAGGAUCUGGACGACCAAAGUGCCAAGAUGGGUAUGGUGAUGGCGCAGAACCAGGAACUAAAGCUGGCUGUUGCCAAGCUGGAGGCCGCCAACGAGGAUCUGCGCAAGCAGUUGCGAAGAAAAAACCAGCGGCGGAACGACGAUGACGACGACGACGACGAUGAUCACUUACUGCCUCCUGCUGCCCCGCAGCUGAAGCUGAUCCGCUGCCAUGCCGAGACGCAAACUGUGCUCCGGGAACGGGAACAGUGCACCCAGACAAUGGACGUGCUGCCGCAGCAGGCGGAGGCGAAACCCAGGAUACUGAUGGUGGAGGAGAUUCCAGCUGUGCCUCAGCACGCUGGUGCGGUCACAAAUCCGCCCGCCGACAAACGCUCAGAGAGCAAAGGACGCGGCGAGUUUAAUGGCAAAAAAGUCAGCACCUUCAUCCUGCAGCGCAUGAAUCAGGACUUCAAACAUCAUAUCCAGGAGGAAAAGGACCACGGGGAAGAGCAGACCAAGCAGAAACAUGAGCAGUUGCAGGAGGAGGACGACCAUCUUCGGGAGGAGAUUCAUCUGCGGGGAGAGGACGACCAUUUGAGGGAAGAGGACGACCAUUUGCAGAUGCAGGAAGUGCAAGGUGAGGAAGUCGUAGGGGGCGAUAUCUUCCACGAUGCUCUGGACGCCAUUGAAAUGGAGGUGGUUAGCGAGGAGCUGGUGGAUUUGGAGGAGAAUGUACAGUCUGUGGAUGCCAACGGCCAUAUGGAGGAGGACGAUGAUGAAGAUGAGCAGGACGAAACGGAUGAAGAGGACGAUAGCGAAGAGGAUGAGGAUGACGAGGAGGAUGCUCAAUCGGUGACCAGCAAUAUGGAUAUGCACUUUCGGCCUGAGAACGAUCUCUGGCAGAAUCAGAUAAACUCUAUGGAGUUGGAUAUGACGGAGGAGAAGGUAAUAGCGCCUUCGGCCCACUCGACGCCAAAUCAUCAGCAGAAUUCACUGCCACAGGUUGAGGAUGAAGAACAGGAUCCAAGAAGCGAAAAGCAGCUGCAACUGGAGCCUAAAGAAAAGAUCGAAAAGCAGUUGGAUCAGGAAUUAGGGGCUGUUGAACAAAUGGAGGUCGACAACGUCGUGAUCGCCGCUGAUAAAAUGGGACAAGACAAGUCAGAGAUUGAAGGAAAUGCCUUAAAAACGCUGAUUUUUCUGCAAGAAGUCGGGCUCAAGCAGAAGGAGGAGAAUCAGAAAGUGGCCAUUGAGUUGUUGGAAAUGCCUAAGGAGCCGCCAAAUCGUCAAGAUAAAGCCACGGAGGAUCACAAAGCAAUCAAGAAGCAUCAGGAUAUUUCCAGGGAGCAACAGAAGCACCAGGAAACUCCCAAGGCGGAACUAAAAAACACGGAUCCUGCCAAGGAGCAAAAGGGGCUGGAUAGGCAAGAGGUUGUCCGACUGGAACCCCUGGAGGAUGCACGCAAGAAGCACAUGGAAAUUGCCAAGAAGCAAAUGGAGGAUGUAUCCGAGCCGCUACCAAACGCAGUUACACCUAAGGUAGCUGCUGUUACGAAUCCAUCUGCUAGGCAAACUUCGCUGCCCAAGGCUGACACCGCUGAUAUAAAAGGUUUACCUGCUCAAAAGAUUAUUGCUAACCAUCAGUCCACAAAGACCCAAACAGAUCCUAUAAAAAAGCAGCGUUUGCAGGUUAAGAUCAGGCAGCAUGAAAGGUUCUUUGUCAAGACGGUCGGCUCCUUCGCUCCCUCCGAACCGAGAAAACACAAGAUCAAUGAUCAGGAACAAGAGGCCGAGAUAAAGGUCAUGAAACAUCUGAUGGUUAAUGAUAAGACCAUUACAAAGCACGCUAAAAUCGAUGAUCAAGACUUGGCCCACGUGGAAACUGUGAAACGCAAACUGGCCGAACAUUUAAAAAAGGAACUGCUUAGCCAGAGUCAGCAGUCACCCGUUGCUCUUAAGAAAACUAUUAAGGAGAGAGCGGCGACAAAUUUAAUCUAUCCACCACCCAAUGCACCUGUAUCCUCUACCACAAUAACCCCAGCGCCCACGCCGUCGACGACACCCACGCCGGGCUCCACGCCACAGCCGACACUCACAUCCUCAAUCGAAUUGGAAAUAUCUGCGGCAAAAUCCAAAUCCAAGGCACCUGAACAGAUAGCAACUCCUCUGACACCUCAAUCCAAUAGCAGCGUUAGCAGUAGCACUUCCACAACCCGGAAAACCCUAAACAACUGUUCACCCCACACGUACAGCAAGGCGACCGCGAGAUCGGGUAUAUCCAAAUCCAGAUUCCGCACCGCCACGUUUCCGUACAGCACGAGAACGUGGGAGGAUCAGGAGUUCCACUGCGACAACGAGUUCUUCCUGGAGGAGGCCGACGAGCUGCUGGCGGAUAAUCCUAGCCUGGAGAUACCCAAGUGGCAGGAUAUCCCAGUGCAGCCCAGUUCUGAUAAGAGUAAUAUAGAAGCACUGAGCGAUGCUGCUUUCGAGCGGCGGCACCAAAAGUAUGUGAAGGAUGAGAUCGAUCGAAAGUGCCGGGAUGCACGUUACAUGAAAGAACAGAUACGGCUUGAAGGGCUAAGGAUGCGUCGCAAUCAAGACGAAGUAUUGGUUGCGCUGGAUCCGCUGCCCACGUCCACCUUCUACCCGCUUCCCGAGGACAUCGAUGGUGUCCAAUUUGUCACCGAGGUGCCAGUUCAAGCGUUCGGAGAAAAUAUGGUCAAUAUGGAGGCGAGAGAUGAUUUCGGUGUCGCCUGGGUGGAUGCUGUCGAAGCGCCCACCUCCAUAGCAAGGUCCAAGGCGCUUGCCGAGCCGGUUGCAACGUUGGCCAGCAAAAAGCUGACCACCACCGCCGCCGAGGCGAGGCAUCAAGAAAAACACUCCUCCUACGUGUUUCCCAAACGACGCAAGCGCCAGAAGAAUCGUUAGCCAGGCCGCACCUGGGGAAUGUGCUUCGGGAGCUGAGCUGACGAGUGGCGGUCGGGCGGAAGACGUUGCGUUUACCAUACUGAUGAUUUUCAUUUUCUAAUUUUUAGUUACUUCUUAAGCGUGAAAGUGAAAGCACCAGAGUUAACAGUACCCAAUCCCAGAUAUCGUCAAGUUGUCAUGUAAUCCAGAUCAGACGAUGUUGAUUGUAUAUAUGGUUCCACAGCUGUUUUUUUUGUAUUUGUAAUAUGAAAUAAGAGGAAACACUUUAAGACAUUUUGUUGAAGAAACUAUUAAACUAUACAUUUUACACGUUUAAAAUUCCAUGCGAGUUCAUUAAACGAGUCCAAAUUAAGCUGUCCUGUUAAUAUAUAAUAUAUUAAAUUCGAUGUACAGUUUCAAAUUAAAUUCACUGCAGCUACGAUA